This is a messenger RNA of Symbiodinium natans, 1389 nucleotides long. NCBI's taxonomy places the organism in Eukaryota, Dinophyceae, Suessiales, Symbiodiniaceae. The record is from the annotation of a GenBank genome assembly.
AUGGCGGCAUCCUUCGUGCCGCUUCACAAGCAGGCACCGCCCGGUCAAACUUUGACUGCUUCUCCGGGAUCGCCGCAAGACACGCCCGGACAGAUCAAGCCUUCGUCGUCCUCGUCGACUAGAGGAGGCACCAUGGAAGCCUCGUUUCAGCAGUCGCCGCCAGAGCCCUCUUCUUCGUCUUCUAGACCCAAUUCGUCGUCACGGCAAGGUACUCUUGCAGUGUCGCCCCAACAACAACCGCCGCCUGGGCCACCAGCUCCGUCUGCAGAGGCCUUCGGUGACCUGCCGACCGCCGUGCCGGAGGUGUUCGAGGAGGUUGUGCCACCUCCACCUCCGAUACCACAGAGAAGGGAGGAGCACACGUUGGAGCACCUGAGGGACCUGUUUCCGGAAGAUCCUCUGGAGGCCCCUUGCCGGUACUUCGGCGACGAUGAUCUGUCGGAUGAUGAUGUGCAGCCGCCACCUCCCACGGAAGCAGCUUCGCGCUUUGCGUUUACCUAUGGGAAGCGAGGCAAACUCGCCGCGCUCAGCUUCUCUGAGCAGUGGCUCGGAAGAAUGAGCUCACCUGCGCCACCCCAGGGCACCAAGAAAUGGGUACGGGAUGAAAGCAUCGGUCACGGCACCCUUGGAAACGUUCUCCGGGCCCUGGAUCAGGAAACCGGAUCACUCUUUGCGGUCAGGGAGGUGCUGAUUGGUACAUCAGACGCUGAGUUCAAGCACGCGCUGGAGACUGAGAUUCAGAUCUGCUCAGCUCUGAAGCAUCCAAGCAUUGUCGCAUAUUUGGGCCACGACUGGAUCGCUGGAAGCCUCUAUAUCUACAUGGAGUACGCGAUCGGUGGGUCGAUGUCCAGUGUGCUGCAGCAGUUCGGUGCCUUCGAGGAGGGAUUGAUCAGCAGGUACGGCCGAGAUGUGUUGGAAGGGCUGGACUACUUGCACACGCGAAGCCCGCCAGUCUUGCAUGGAAACAUCAAGAGCGCGAAUGUCCUGAUGGGGCAGAGCGCAGAUGGCGGAGAGCUCUGCGCCAAAUUGGCAGACUUCGGCUGCCCGACGAGCAAUGUGAUUGCGCUGAAGGGCUCCAUCCGGUGGAUGGCACCCGAGGUCGUAGUGAAGAAUGUCGGAUAUGGAAGGAUGGCCGACGUUUGGAGCUUUGGCUGCGUCAUCAUCGAGAUGGGCGCAGCCCAACUGCCUUGGGGGAAGGUCGACAACGCCAUGGUUGUCAUGUAUAAGAUCGGCAUGUCCAGCGAGACGCCUCCCCUGCCGACGUCCUUCUCCAAGCGCUGUGCCGACUUCACUCAGCGGUGUCUGCAGCGUGAGCCCACGCAGAGGGCUGGAGCAGCGGACUUGUUGCAACAUCCCUUCGUGGUAGAGGCAGCAUCUGAUGACGACUGA